AUGUCGACGACACAGCGUGUGCAAUGCUUCGGCAAGAAGAAGACGGCUACUGCUGUCGCCCAGGCCCAGGCCGGUAAGGGUCUGAUCAAGGUCAACGGUCGCCCUCUCUCGCUCAUCCAGCCCGAGAUCCUCCGCUUCAAGGUCUACGAGCCCCUCCUCGUUGUUGGCCUUGACAAGUUCGCCAACCUCGACAUCCGUGUUCGCGUCACCGGCGGUGGUCACACUUCCCAGAUCUACGCCAUCCGUCAGGCUAUCGCCAAGUCCCUGAUCGCCUACUACCAGAAGUACGUCGAUGAGCACUCUAAGAACCUCCUCAAGCAGGCUCUUGUCCAGUUCGACCGUACCCUCCUCGUCGCCGAUAACCGUCGUUGCGAGCCCAAGAAGUUCGGUGGUCCAGGUGCCCGUGCCCGUUUCCAGAAGUCUUACCGAUAA
Messenger RNA from Clonostachys solani, 432 nucleotides. NCBI's taxonomy places the organism in Eukaryota, Fungi, Ascomycota, Sordariomycetes, Hypocreales, Bionectriaceae. The record is from the annotation of a GenBank genome assembly.